UUGAGAGUCAGUCAUUACACUAAAAUAUAAAUUGUUAUAUGCCAUAGUUUUAACCAAAAUCGACAAUUUUGAAAAAAUGAGCACUAGCGAGCGCAGAAGCUUGCUUGAGGACAAAAGAAGACUGUUGGGUUCCAUGAGGCAGAGCCUGGGAAUGAAGAAUCCCAUCGCUCCGUUCGCUCAGAACCCUGUGACAGCUGCCGACGAUGGACGUAAUUCCUUCACGAAAAUGACUAAACGACACAAGAAGGACCAGGACUUUAUAAUUUCAAAUUUUAAGGAACACCCAGAGACUGAAUUCACGCCGAUCUAUCAAACCACUUUCGAUGACGACAGAGACCCAAUCCUGGAGCCGACAUUCUCCAAACAUCGCAUACCGCUGCAAAUCCGCUGCUUGGAGCGAUAUCACAUCUCCAAGAAAGAGUAUGCCCAUCAAUUUAAGCGGGAGAUCGACCUCCUCAUCGAAAAUCAGCCAACGGCUGAAAGUGCCUGGCAGUUUGUGAGGACCAUGGCUUAUACAACUCUUUGGCCGCCACUGCACACAAGGAAAGAGCUCAAGAUGUUCGAAAAGGACUUUUGCAAGCUAUCGCCAGCUGAGCAGCGGAGAUACGAUAAAAUAAUGUCAAUUAAUUUUACAUGACCACUCUUAUACACUACAGAACAUUACUACAUUACUACAAUACCAACAUUAAAUACAUUAACAACAUUAACUACAUUAGCUAAAGAAAUAGUAAAAAAAAAGUACUGGCAUUUAAAAAUGUAGAAAAAAAAUAAAUAUUACUUUAAAAACUUA
This is a messenger RNA of Drosophila kikkawai, 790 nucleotides long. The record is from RefSeq and is a predicted model, not a curated record. Lineage: Eukaryota; Metazoa; Arthropoda; Insecta; Diptera; Drosophilidae.